Molecule: messenger RNA, 4598 nt
Organism: Rhopilema esculentum
Lineage: Eukaryota; Metazoa; Cnidaria; Scyphozoa; Rhizostomeae; Rhizostomatidae
Source: RefSeq, a predicted model, not a curated record
UCAUUAUGAUAGCUUCGCUAAUCGGAUUGGCUGUCAAGCAACCUGCACACACAAUAUUGUAAGUGCUCUUUGUUCCGCCGUUUCUAAAGGUUCUUUCUUUCUCUCUCUUUUCUCUUGCUCUCUACAAAAGAUUUCAAAACUUCUUUCCCCAUUUGUACCUUUCAAAAGCCAAAAAGGCUUUUCAAAUGCCUUUCGCUUUCGACAAAGAAUGUCUGAUCACAUGAAAACAAACAAACCCCCCCCCGCGGAGAACCAGUAUUUACCAUGACUCAAUGCCUUUAACUAUCGAGUACAAGUGCACAGUUGUGCCGUUGCUAACCCUGAACGUUGACUGGCGGGAGGUAGUGCCUCUACAGAGGUUGAAUAGAGAUACCAAGAAGAUUCCAAUAUCCUGAUCAGUUGCAGAGACCCGAAGGAAAGAGCAAGCGGUAACAAAAUUCGUUGUUAUUAACAACUUUAAAGAUGGAUCAAAGAACAGCAAACGACUUGAAAGAAUCAGCAGCGAGUUUGACGAUGCAUGGAUUCGGAAGAUUGCUAUCGACCAAAUCAAAGGCAAUGAGAUGCAUCUGGCUGUUGCUAAUGCUUUUUUUUGUAUCACUUGUAAUUUUGACAGUGAUGCCAACAGUACGGAGAUACUUCAAAAGCCCGUCUUUAACAAAAGUAGAAACUGUUAGGGUAUCUGAAAUGAAAAUGCCAGCCAUAACAGUAUGCGGACCAACAUUAAGCAAAUACCGGGUCAAGCAGUUCGCUGAAAAAUCUAAUAUUACCCUGGAAAAGGACAAGCACGGGCAAAUCAGCAACUUAGAGGAGAUUUUAUCAAAAUAUGAUUCUCCUGCUAAACUUGCAUACGACACUCGCACCUUCAUAAUUAAUCCGAAAUCUGGCUUGGAAAGAUUAGGUAUCGAGUACCGUGGCUAUUGCUACAAGAUAAAUUCAAAUGGAACAUUUAUUCAACGAACAGCAGGCCCCGACAGGUCACUUGAAAUUGUCUUGUUUCUCAAUGUGUCAGAUGGCAUGUCUAUUUCAUCACGUCAACCUGGUGACUCCGUUGAGGUGAUUAUUCAAGACCACAAACAAUUUCCAUCUGUGGAUUCUGGGACAGUUCUCGCCCCUGUUGGUCAUUUGACACAAAUAGAGGUUAAGAAAACAGAGAUACGGAGGCUCAAAUCCCCGUACCCUUCAAAAUGCACAAAUGGUGAAAACAUGAAGUUGCUGUUCAAAGGAGAAUAUACAAUCAAUAACUGCAGACUAUCUUGCUUUCUUUCGAAGGUUGUUCACAAAUGUAAAACGAUAUAUCACUUUUAUAAUCUUCUUUUGCCGAAAAAGAUGAGAAAACCACCUAGUAGCAGAGAGGAUGAUUUUCUUUGUCAGAACAACAUAGAAAAAACACUGAGAAGCGAGGAAUAUGCUUCUUGUGGAUGCAGAUUGCCAUGCAAUGAAAUUAGGUUUCGUAAAAGUGCUUCAUUUUCAAAAUGGCCGUCAACACAAGAUAUUGCAUGGGAAAGGGUCUCUCUUGGCUUCGAAAUAGGUUUAAAUAAGAGUAACCUGACAGAAAAAUUUGUUCGUGACAACUUUAUUGCCAUCAAUGUUUUUUUUGGUGACAUGGAAUAUCAGAAAAUAACUGAAAUUCCGAUGUACACGCUUGAUAAACUAAUUGGAGAAAUUGGAGGCCAGAUGGGAAUCUGGGUUGGUGCAUCCAUCUUUUCUUUGCUUGAGCUGAUUUAUUUAUUUGUGCUGUUCGUAAGAUUCUCCUGGAGAAAGAAGAGAGCCUUUAACCUUGAUAAAAGUAGUGCGGUAGAAGAACAGUGAUUCUCUUCAUUAAGUAACAUGGAACAUUGUAAAAAAGUAAAAGUUUUUCUUCAGCUUCUUGAGAUUAAACAAAUCUUUAAAUUAAGGCCCUUGUGGGCCAAUGGUCCUUUACUUGUGCCAAAUGGCCUAUCCGUAACAUUUUGUGACAAAGGCACGAGAAAAGCACAUAUUGAUGCAUUUUUGCUUGCAUCGUUGUGUUAUAUUAUUGAAAUAAGCUCCUAACAUAAGCAAUUUUCGUAGCUGUUCUUAGUCAUUGUCUAAAUCUAUUUUUAUGCAUCGUAUGGAAAGAUGUCCGGCGUUGUUGAGUAUGUUUUCGAAAAUACUGCCAAGCGGGUGGAGUUCGGGGGGUUGGGUGGUGGUGGGGGGCUCAGCGGGCUUAAAAGUAGCCCUCGCCUUCUUUUUGCUAUUGUUUUUUUAAAAAUGUUAACCAUUUAUACACAUGCAAUAUACAUGUAGGUUAGAAUUUUACCCUCUACCAACCUCAACAAGUAGCUUAAAAUGUCAGGGGAAUCACGCAAACAUGCCUGGUAAAGUAGAAUUGUGGAAGAUUAGAAGAGAAAAGUUUUUCGUGUUUUUAAAUCGUUGUUGAGAAUCAGCUGAUGUAAAGAAGCACUUGAAGAAAUAACUUGGUCUCUGUCUUUUGUCUCUCUGUGGAUCCCCAUUUGUAUCUAUCUCCGAUGCAAUACUGUUUCUCUGGAUUGUUUUAUCUGACGAUCGCUUUAUUGUUUUGCUUUAAUGCUUUAAAGGUGCGAGCAUGGCUCAGUGAUUAGGUCCCUGACAUGUCUACUUUUCCCCCUAGAGUGAGGAGAGUCGCCAGCUCUCUGUAAUCUCAGACGUAGGAAUCACGGGGUGAGGUCACAUCGAGAGGAAGGACCAGGACACUGCUUGUGCUUUUCAGUGUCCUAAAACCACUUUAAGAAGCUAGGUAGCAAACAAUACAAUAUGUUUUGCUAAUGCAUUAUGAUAUUGGUAUAAGGCGUGGUUCAAACGUCGUGCUUCUCAUGUGCCGAACCUAGCUCGAGAAUUAAGUACAUGAGGGGCGCGACGUUUUAAUCAAUUUGGUAUGGCAGAUUUAGUUAGGAGCGGCAGACUAGUUUGGAUCGGCAGAGCUUGCCGAGCUGCACGGCUCCAGCACGGCACGGUUUCAAGCGUCGAACUUGUCAUGUACCGAACUCAAUGCAUAAUUAUAUUUAAUUUAUUUUCCUUCCCAAAAUUCAUUUCUUUCUUGGAGGGCGCCUGCGUUUCAAACAAAUAUUUGAGAUUGUGCGCCUCAACCAAGAUACUUCAUGUAACAAUCUUAAAACCCAUUUGGCGCGACAUGAUUAAGUUCGACGUUUGAAACGGGAGUCGCGCUAAACAUGCUCAAGUGUCGCUCCAAACAGAGUUGAGUUCGGCACAUGAUAAGUGCGACGUUUGAACCAGGCCUUAAGUCUCUCCUCGUUACUUCUGCUCUUUUAUCUUGCUCUCCUCUUCUUUUUCCCUGUUCUUCUUUAUUGCCACUCAUCUUCAUACAUCUGAUCUGUCCUUCUGAAGAAUAACUGCCCUAUUGCCUAUAGGAAUCUUGGUCAAAUUAUUUUUGUUUGGCUUGAAAAGCAGUUAAACACUAUAAAGCUCGAGCUUUGAAUUCUGGGACUAAAUUUAGUAACAAUGCUAGGUAUUCCUUAAAUACGAGCAGGGUUAUUGGUAGUAAGUCAAGAUGUUCCGGGGAAUGUUGAUGGCGGUGCACAAAUACAACAAGGCAUUGAAUGUGAAUGUCUCUCGGAUUUUGCGGACCAGCCAUUGUUGAUUGUUCAGUUCAGGUAAGACAUCAUCUCUUGAAAGAUAUGCUUGUAAAUUGAGGAUUUUUUGUUCAAAUAACCAAUGCUAUGAGUUAACAACUUUUAUCAUAGUGAUCUACCUCAAAAUGUCAGUAAAACAUCUACUUUUCAGGAAUUUAAAAUCUCCAAAGUAAACGCGAUGCAAUAUUUAAGAACAUUUAACGUUAACUGUGUGUUUUCCAAGAACAGAAUAGCACAUUUUCAAAGCUACGAUACGGCAAUCAACGGAAUUUCCUGUUGUAAAAACCACUCAACCUUCCGUUAAGAUUCAAGUAGCUAAAUUUGAUUUCUGCUUUAUUUUCAAUCCUUUGAAUACAGAGAGAUGCAUUGAAAACAUCUCCAAAUUCCCUUCUAUUUAAAGUGUCUUGAGAAGAAAAGAACGUUGAAUACAAAAUUCAAAAUCAAUGAAUACAAUCUUUAGAAAAUUGUCCUGCUGUUUCAGUAGCUAGGCUUUUCUGUAACUUUACUUAGCUCGUCUUCCGUGAAUUGAUAUCUCUCUAUUGGUAGUUUAUUAGCUUUACGUUGCCGAUUUGACACUUAACGAUAGAUCUACUGUAUAGUCCAAUCAAUGGGAAAUUGAAUGGCCAUGGAAAUUGAAUGGCCAUGGAAAUCAAUUGUCUUUAUAGUGCCUUUACGGAGGUGUUACAAUGAACGAACAAUCAUUAUUCAAGUACCGGCAAUCCAAUUUUACUAGAUGCAUCUGCCAUUUAAUAUGGCCGAAAAAUAUCACCCAAAAAGUAGUAUUAACGAGAGUGAGAUAUAUGGUGCAAUUAUUGGUGUCUCGAUUUCUAAUUGAAUGAAUAUCACAUGUGGGAUAGAACGAAUAAAGAAAUUUCAAUAUUUGGAUAGACAUUCAAUAUCACGCAUGAAUCAUUUACGAAUUCAUUUAAGUAUGUUCAUAUUUAAUCUAAAGAAUACACCAGCUUUAUCGCUUUAUAAUGUAGCCAAACGUCUGAUGUUAGCCUGUCCAUG